AGGCGCUUCAGAACGUAGGUUCUAGCCUCUGUACCGAAAAUGCUCCUUCGCUACACCGUUACUGGAGAGCGGACGGAUGCGCGUGGAAUUCUCCCGCUCUUUCGGCAGUAAUAAUAUUUGCUUUCUGUCGCUUCGUCUUUCACAUUAUAUGUUAUAUGCUAGGUCUUGUUGACCACCAAUCUUUUAUUUGUAUAAUUGUUUGGGGUUUGACUUAGCAACCACAUGCCCGGAGUGGUGCGUGCGUAGUAACGCGCUUGGAAAAUCACCACCUCAGCCAAAGUGAAGUGAGGUUUGGUAUAAUUUCCUGUUGCACGAUGACUUCAGGCUAUUGAAGAACAUCCUGUUCGUCCUCCUGUCUGUUCCACACCCUCUCACCAGCCUUCUCUUCUUCAAUGGGGUCCCGCAGCCAAGGUUUCUUCCACCACCACCACCAACCCCACCGCAGCUCCGUGGUGCCAACGGCCAUGCCCAGGCUCCUCCAGGAGAGCAGCAGCCUGCUGGGGGGCAUCGCCCAGAUCACCCCCAAUCUCUUCCUGAGUCGGGGCAACGUGGCGUCCAACCGCAGCCUGCUCCUCUCCAAGGGCAUCACUUGCGUGGUGAACGCCACCAUCGAGCUGCCCAACUUCAACUGGCCCCACGUGGAGUACGUGAAGGUGCCCCUGGCCGACAUGCCCCACUCACCCCUCUCCCUGUACUUCGACAGCGUGGCCGACAAGAUCCACAGCGUGGGGCGCAAGCGGGGGGCCGUGCUGGUGCACUGUGCCGCCGGGGUGAGCCGCUCCGCCUCCCUGUGCCUGGCCUACCUCAUGAAGUACCACCGCGUGUCCCUGGCCGAGGCCCACGCCUGGGUCAAAGCCCGCCGCCCCGUCAUACGGCCCAACGGCGGCUUCUGGCGGCAGCUCAUUGAAUACGAGAGGAAGCUGUUCGGCAGGAACUCUGUAAAGAUGGUGCAGACGCCCUACGGGGUGAUACCUGAUGUCUACGACCGGGAACGUAGGAACCUGGUGCCCUACUGGGGUCUGUAGGCAUCGUCCCCCCUUCGUCCCCCCCAUCGUCCUCGCCACAGGGAGAGGAAGAGAGGCAGAGGAGGGAGGGAGAGAGCUGUGGUCGAUUGUGUUGUCUGUCCAGGCUGCAGGUUCAUGCAUGUUCCCCCGGCCAGAGAUGCAAAGUGUGAGUGUCUGUCUUUGUGAAGCUUAAUUAAUGAGUUCUGGUGCUUUUGGAUGGAGGAAGUCAGAUCAGUCACCGCAUUGCAGACUGGUUACUGGUGCUACCACUCUGCACUGCACCCAGCCCACCCUUCUGUCUGGGAGACAAGGCCACCUCAAGCUAAGUAUGGCGUGGACCAGAGCAGCGCCCGGAUCACAGAAAGGCAUGGCACCGCGAUCAAGUACCCAGACUGUGAUGAUGGCAGCCGUGCUUGGACCCCAGUUAGCAGGAGCGUUCUGGGAAGGUGUGGGCGGCGCUUAAAGACCCAGCAAUCCUGACAGUGGAGCGACUCGCUGAAGUUCUUUUUCCCGACGUAACGUCACGUGAUGGUAUUGUGCCAGUUUUGCUGUUGUCUUUGAUGUAAGGGGCGGAAGUCUGUCUCAAUUUAUGGUAGCAUUUACAAUACUUACAACUGUACAUAAAAAAUAAACAUUUUGACUUAUUCUCAUAAAAGUUAUUUAAAGUCAUGAAAUAUAUAUGGGAAAAAUAUGGAAAUAAGAUGAGGUGUUCUAGUGCACUUUAAGAUAUAAAAAAAAGAUUAAAAGAUUACUAUAUUAAGAUAUAGUAUUAUUACGAUUUAAAACUAGAUAUUAAGAUUGAAAGAAGACUGUGCAGAAGUUUGCUAUUAUUUGCUUUGUGCUGUUUAGAGAGAUGUCUUCCUCAAGCUUGAGGACAAUGGUGUGUCAAGGGGCCACAGGGGGACGUACUUUUAAUGACCCUCGUCUAGAUGAUGUCUUAGUGAAUGAAGUUCUGAAAAAAACGAGUUCAAGCAAGAAUUUAAUAUCCUGUGUACUCUCUGUACACUUGGGGGCAAGAGGUUGUCUGAAAUUAUUCUCCUUUGCAGACACAAAGCUUUUCUAAUAUGGCAAAUAUGACUGUAGCAGAUAACCCUGUCCACGGCACAGGCAUUCUCAGCAGUAAGCCAAGCUUACAGGAAUUUGGUUUUGUUUUUUGCCCUGCGGCAAUGAUAUUCCAAUGUAAUAAGUUAACCCAUGCUACUGUUUGUGUUGAAAACCCGUAAAAAAAAUAAAACA
Molecule: messenger RNA, 2240 nt
Organism: Hypomesus transpacificus
Lineage: Eukaryota; Metazoa; Chordata; Actinopteri; Osmeriformes; Osmeridae
Gene: dusp14
Product: dual specificity phosphatase 14
Exons: 2
Coding region: 393-1025 (210 amino acids)
Biological process (GO): protein dephosphorylation
Cellular component (GO): cytoplasm
Molecular function (GO): MAP kinase tyrosine/serine/threonine phosphatase activity
Source: RefSeq, a predicted model, not a curated record